AUGGCAUCAAAAGGAGUGUCCUUGAGAACCCGUUCUUUUAUUCCUUUGGAGGGCUUAGUGGCUGCUUUCCCAAGGAGGCAGAUGCUGAUGCGAAGCAUUCCACCAAGCAAUAUUAAGGUUAACCCUGACCCUGACCCUAAACUUUCCAGACUAUCGGUACCAGAACCAGGUUCUGCCAUACCGGUUGAAGGCAGAGACAGUGAAGUGAGCGGUGCAAUAAACGGGUCCAAUAUAGGAUCCAGAAGUGAUGUGUGGACCAUAUCCGCUGAAUUAUUCCCCAGUGGAAAAUCAAGACUGGCAACUUACCCCUGGUUAUCACAUAGAGACAGUGCAGGAUCCCAAAUAGCCAGAUCAAGCAGGAAAGAUUCUAAUUCCAUACUGUCUAUGAUGAGUGCUGUGCUUUUAGAGAAAGAGGCUUUCUUUUUACCCAAGGGGAGUAUUAAUUAA
Molecule: messenger RNA, 447 nt
Organism: Rasamsonia emersonii CBS 393.64
Lineage: Eukaryota; Fungi; Ascomycota; Eurotiomycetes; Eurotiales; Trichocomaceae
Exons: 2
Coding region: 1-447 (148 amino acids)
Source: RefSeq, a predicted model, not a curated record